CUUUCCUUUUUGAAUUAAUAGAACGUAGAAAAGUAGUGGUUCAAGCUAAACUUAUAAAACAGUGAACUUAAUUUGAAUGCUUAAUGGCAGAAAAGAAAUCAGAAAAAAACAGCGAAAGUGUCAUCCCAAGUGACAAGGAGACAAACAGGUUUAAGAAAUGCGAGCAAAUAGCAUUUUAUAGACGACAAAAGCUGGGAGCCAGACAGCAGUAUGAGCUCUUGCUGGACACUUUUGUGCUGACAGAGAAGGGAGCAGGGAUGGUUCUUUUGGACCCAAACAUUGAGGUGCAACUUUUUAUGCAAGUGUGUGCCAUCAAAGCCGGGGCUGUUAGGGUCACCAUUGACGAAUGGAAGCCCAUCAGACCGCGCUUCAGGGUUCCAGAUGUUUUGACCGGAGAACCAGUUUAUGAGCGGAUGCGAGUGGAGAAGAAGGAUAAGAAGAACGCAGUCACACUGACAUGGGGUACAGGUCAAUACCAGAUCCGGAUACAGGCCCAUCCGUUGUUACUGCAGGUGUUCUGUGAUGGGGAGGUAACAGCCUCACUCAACGAGCAGGGCAGACUGUUCUUUGAGACGGUGAAGGAUCCACCAAAGCAGAGGAUCUCAGAAGCAGACAAAGAUGAACAAGAGGACUCUGAAGGUCUAUGGAGAGAGACUUUUAAAAAAUUUGUAGACAUCAAGGCAAAUGGUCCAACAUCUGUGGGUCUGGACUUCGGCCUCCAUGGUUUUUCACAUGUGUAUGGUCUCCCUGAGCAUGCAGACACCCUCCGGCUGAAGGACACCAGUGAUGGAGAACCGUACCGCCUGUACAACCUGGACGUCUUCGGAUACUCCAUUCACAGCCCGCUGGGCCUUUAUGGUUCGGUACCAUUCCUACUGGCACACAGUCCCGACAGAACCGUCGGUGCAUUCUGGCUCAAUGCGUCGGAGACGCUGCUGGAUGUCCAGUACGAUUGCAAGAAGGGACCCGCUCCACCUAAAGCAAAUAGGAGGGAGGUGCUUCCCCAUACCAACCUGCGCUGGAUGUCAGAGAGCGGUGUGAUCGACAGCUUCAUCCUGCUGGGACCCAGUCCGUCACACACAUUCUUACAGUAUGCUGAGCUCACAGGAUACCAAGCUCUGCCUCCCCUUUUCUCCCUGGGCUACCACCAGUGCCGCUGGAGUUACGACGAUGAGGCUGACGUGAAGGCGGUGGACGCUGGCUUUGACCGCCAUGCCAUCCCCUACGACGUCAUCUGGCUGGACAUUGAGCACACGCGCCAGAACCGCUACUUCACCUGGGAUUCACAACUCUUCCCUGAUCCUGUUGGCCUACAGCGCCACCUGCAGGAAAGGGAAAGAAAGCUGGUGGUCAUCAGCGAUCCUCACAUUAAGGUUGACCCUUCCUGGGAGCUUUACAGUGAGGCCCAGGACCGUGGCUACUUUGUUAGAGACAGGGAGGGAAAGCUGUAUAAUGGGCGCUGUUGGCCAGGUGAGUCAUGUUACCUGGACUUCACUAGUCCAGAGGUGCGAGCAUGGUACUCCAGUCUCUUUGCUCUGGACAAAUACAAGGGCUCCACAGAUUCUUUACAUGUAUGGAAUGACAUGAAUGAGCCGUCUGUAUUUGGAGGGCCGGAACAGACAAUGCCGAAGGAUGCGGUGCAUCAUGGCGGUGUGGAGCAUCGGGAACUCCACAACUUGUAUGGCUUUUACCAGCACCUGGCUACAGUGGAAGGGUUGAUCUCACGAUCAGGUGGCCUUGAGAGACCCUUUGUGCUGUCCCGUUCUUUCUUUGCCGGGUCGCAAAGGCUUGGUGCGGUGUGGACAGGGGACAAUCUGGCCACCUGGGAGUACCUAAAGAUCUCCAUCCCAAUGCUCCUGUCCCUGAGCAUUGUGGGUGUGGCCUUCUGUGGGGCGGACGUGGGUGGAUUUUUCCAGGACCCGAAGCCAGAGCUGCUGAUCCGCUGGUACCAGGCGGGGUCACUGCAGCCCUUCUUCCGGGGUCACUCGGCCAAAAUGAUGAAGCGCCGGGAACCCUGGCUCUUUGGGGACACCGUCACCGCUGCAAUCCGCAACGCUGUACAGCAGCGGUACUGCCUGCUGCCCUAUUGGUACACACUCUUUCACCAAGCGCACACCUCCGCUAAGCCCCCCAUUAGACCUCUGUGGGUGGAGUUCUCUAAGGAGCAGGACACCUUCACUGUGGAGCACGAGUACAUGAUAGGAAGUGCCUUGCUGGCCUGCCCUGUGACAGACCCUGGAGCCACAAAGGUCAAAGUAUUACUUCCUGGGUCUGGUGAGAACUGGUAUGAUGUCCAAACGAAGCGGAUCUACAGCGGUGGCAGGACGUUGAGCCUUGCUGUCACUCUGGAUACAGUGCCCUUGUUUCAGCGUGGAGGCACAGUGAUUCCCAGGAGAACAAAGCCUGGCUCUUGUUCAGCUGACCUCCAGAAAAUGCCUUUCUCCCUCACUGUGGCUCUGGACUCCAAUGGGUGUGCAGAGGGCUACCUGUACUUGGAUGAUGGACACUCCUUCAACUACCGUGACAAGAAGCACUUUGCACUUAGGAGGUUCUCUUUGCAGAAGGGCCAUCUGAAGUGUUGCUGCACAGAUAACACUGGGCAGUUUGACUCGGGAUGCUUGGUGCAGUCAGUCACCUUCCUGGGAGUGAAGAAGAAGCCAUCUGCUGUGACAACACUUCUCUCUGAAGUGGAAGAGAUCUGCUGUACAGUCCAGUACCAGGAAGACCAGCAUUUGCUGAUGGUGGGAAAUCUCAGUCUGCCAGUAGGGAAGGACUGGGACAUGUGGAUACGCUAGGGACUGUUUCACACAGUGCUCUGCUGCUGGAUAUUUCAAAUGGGUCUUUGAAAUGCUAAAAAAUCAAUGUGACUAGAAAGUCACUAUUAAGACCAUUCAUUAUGAAAAUAAUUAUGAAAGAUACACGUGGUGCUCUGAGGCAGACUUUUUGGGAAGGGUUAUUAUUUACUUCUUGGCAUUUUGGCUAAAAUCAGUGUUAUCUAUUAUUAAUUUAAUAUCUGACACUUCAGAGGCAGCAGGUGACACAUUGAUUAG
Molecule: messenger RNA, 3050 nt
Organism: Scleropages formosus (Asian bonytongue)
Lineage: Eukaryota; Metazoa; Chordata; Actinopteri; Osteoglossiformes; Osteoglossidae
Gene: ganc
Product: glucosidase, alpha; neutral C
Exons: 24
Coding region: 84-2795 (903 amino acids)
Biological process (GO): N-glycan processing; carbohydrate metabolic process
Molecular function (GO): carbohydrate binding; alpha-1,4-glucosidase activity
Source: RefSeq, a predicted model, not a curated record